Molecule: messenger RNA, 1446 nt
Organism: Scheffersomyces stipitis CBS 6054
Lineage: Eukaryota; Fungi; Ascomycota; Pichiomycetes; Serinales; Debaryomycetaceae
Gene: SIW14.3
Exons: 1
Coding region: 1-1446 (481 amino acids)
Molecular function (GO): phosphatase activity
Source: RefSeq, a predicted model, not a curated record
AUGUUGGUAACUCCAGACAACUUUGGGCUUGUUGAGCCCGGAAUUUACCGUUGUUCGAAGUUAGAACUGGACAAUUUUCCGUUUUUGGAAACUCUCCAGUUGCUGUCGUUAGUUCUCUUGGAUGCUGAAAAACCACCCCGAGCUUUGAACGAUUUCAUUCUGGCCCACAAGAUCGAGUUGUUUAGCUUGGGAAGACUCAAGAUCUCGAACCAUCAUCAUACAGGAGCGGAGGUUUCCAACAGUAAGGAUGAAGACGAUGACGAUGACACUCUUUCUACAAGCAGCAAAGGUUCCGAUAAAGGUAGCACAUCUAUAAAUACACAGCUAGAAGAAAGCAAGAACGCGAUUGAAGUAAUCUCGUUGAACAUCAACAAGAACAAGAAUGACCAAUGGAUGCUAAUAGAGAAGAACCUCAUUCUGAGAGCUUUUGAGCUCUUGUUGAACAAACACAAACAUAAUAUACUUCUUGUAGAUUCGACAGCCACGUUGAUCGGAAUACUAAGAAAGAUUCAGAAGUGGAACUUCCUUUCCAUUUUGAAUGAGUACCGAAUCUAUUCCGGAAGUUCGUCGAAGAACAAUUACUUUGCUGAGACGUUCUUGGAGUUGAUCCAGACAGAGUUAAUUCCCUACGAAAUUGACCAGCUCAAUCAGCAGGUGAAACAGCAACAGCAAUAUAUUCAACAACAAGAAGAACAGCAACAGCAGCAACAGCAGCAUGAACAAGAAAACGAAGAUAUUCCCAAUGCUGACUUCAAGUUGUCAGAAAGUCUUUUUAAACGCCCGGAGUUCCUGAAAAGUACUUCUCGUUCCAGUUCUAUAAAUGGAAUAAACGAAGAAAUAUGGGACGAAGACGAUGUGAACAGCAUUGAUGAUGACGAUAUGGACGACGAUUUACUUUCUGCAUCACCUCAGAUUCCAGCCAAUUUGCUAAAACUUGUAGAACAGCGCAAACAAGAGGACAAGAGAGACAUCGAUUCUGACAAUGAUAGCACUCCUGGAACUUCUCCCAAGUUGGGAAGAACCAGUAGACAUGGUAGUUUUAACAAUAACGAAAUAUACUUGACCGCGGCCAGAAUGAAUCUUGAGCGCAGAAGAUCUUCUAUUGACUCCAAAUUCAUGAGAGCCAGUAAUAGCAAGUUCCGCAAUCAGCAAUCUCCAAGACCUAUUCAUGCACAGAGGGCCUCGUUUGAUAGUGCUACCCCCAUAAUAAAAAGAGGCAAAGAUAAGGACAUGUUACCUAAAUUCAUGACUAAUACAGAGAUCGAAGCCAUCAGAUACAAGUAUGACUAUAAAUACUACAAGAAUCUAAAUAAGUAUCCUACUACGUUUGAGAAUGUCAGCGUUGUCAAGUUGAAGUUGCCAGCAGAUAAUAAGUUGCCCAAGUGGUUUAUACGGGGGCGUGAUUUCUGGGAGGGUCAUUAUAAGACGACAAAUGGAAUAGAAUAG